CAUCCGACCCUGCAGAUUAUUAGCUAAACUAAUAAACCUUUUGUAGUAUAGCUGAACUACUAAUGAUUGACAAGACUAAGGGACAAAGAAUGCAAUGAGACAGGUCUUAUGAUUGCCAACACCAAGUUUGAUACUUUAUCUUGUUUGCUGUGCCAUUCUGGUCACUUACUGACAGGAAUCUAUGGUUACACUAUGUGAAUUUAUAGGACACAGCUAAUCAUUAACUGUGAGGCUUUGGUGCUGGCUGAGACGAGUUAGAUCAGAGUUCUCAGCAUGGAAAAACAAAAGCAGGGAUGCAAAGAUGGAGUCACUUUUGUUCACAUCGACAUCUGUACACUCCUCCAAAAGGACGUCUCUAAAACGGAGCUCUCCACCUCCUCUCCAAGAACAGCAAGGACUGGUGAACCACACUCAGAGGAACACUGAGCUGAACACCCAGGAGCCCUCAGUUCCAACCAGCUGGCUACCCUGUACCCUGACUGCUCACCAUGCAGCCUCAGUCUGUUCUCCACAGCGGCUACUUCCACCCACUGCUUCGGACCUGGCAGGCAGCCGCCACUACAUUCAGUGCCUCCAACCUCAUCUACCCCAUCUUUGUCACGGAUGUUCCUGAUGAUGUACAGCCUAUUGCCAGCCUUCCAGGAGUGGCCAGGUAUGGUGUGAACCGGCUAGAAGAGAUGCUGAGGCCCCUGGUGGAAGAGGGCCUGCGCUGCGUCCUGGUCUUUGGUGUCCCCAGUAGAGUUCCCAAGGAUGAGCGGGGCUCUGCAGCGGACGCUGAGGACUCCCCGACUGUCGAAGCAGUUCGUCUGUUGCGCAAGACCUUCCCCAGCCUGCUGGUGGCCUGCGACGUCUGCCUGUGCCCCUACACCUCCCAUGGUCACUGUGGGCUUCUGAGCGAGAAUGGGGCUUUCCAGGCCAAGGAGAGCCGCCAGCGGCUGGCAGAGGUGGCUCUGGCCUAUGCCAAGGCAGGAUGUCAGGUGGUAGCCCCGUCAGACAUGAUGGAUGGACGCGUGGAAGCCAUCAAGGAGGCUCUGAUGGCACAUGGAUUUGGCAACAGGGUAUCGGUGAUGAGCUAUAGUGCCAAAUUUGCUUCCUGUUUCUAUGGACCUUUCCGGGACGCGGCUCAGUCAAGCCCAGCUUUUGGAGACCGCCGCUGCUACCAGCUGCCACCGGGAGCACGAGGCCUGGCGCUCCGAGCAGUGGACCGGGAUGUCCGGGAAGGAGCCGACAUGGUCAUGGUGAAGCCGGGAUUGCCCUACCUGGAUAUUGUGCGGGAGGUGAAGAACAAGCACCCAGAGCUCCCUCUGGCCGUGUACCACGUUUCUGGAGAGUUUGCUAUGCUGUGGCACGGAGCCCAGGCUGGAGCGUUUGAUCUCAAGGCCGCUGUACUGGAGGUCAUGACUGCCUUCCGCAGAGCUGGUGCCGACAUCAUCAUCACCUACUACACACCUCAGCUUUUGCAGUGGCUGAAGGCAUGAUGGAGAGAGUGUGCACGACCCAAGAACUAGAACUUUACUGAGGCCCCGGGGCCUUGGAGAAGUGAAAACCAAAGUGAAUGCUGCUUUUAGAACUGUGCCCUUGUGCCCUUUUCCUGCCAAAUCUUACCACUGUCAGCCACAUCUUCCUGGGCCCCGCCAAGCUUCUCCACCCUCCCCUGUGUCAGCCCUGAGGCCACCUCUGCCCCUCUAGCUCCUUCCUCUGGUGUUGCUUCCGUUUGAAAGCUCUCACGAGCACAGGUUUGUGGGGCCUGGGCAAGGAGUUUGGAGCAUUAGGCGAAGAGGAAGACAGUUGGAUCGUGGCUCCUCAGAAGCUGUGGAAAGCCCAAGGCCUCUGGCAGCAUGCCAGAUCUGCUGGACAUUGGGCCUGGGGCCUAGAUUGACAUUCCUGAGUUGAAAGUUGAGACUUGCUGCGAUUCCACAGGAAGGCGAUUCCCACACCGGCCAGCAGUUGCCAGGCUGCCUGCGAUCUGCUCUACUCUGAGCCAUAAACCCCAGACAAGAAUUACUCAUUAACGAGCAGAAACAUUGCCAGGGGAUCAAAAUUCAGAAGCAAAGAGAAAGUUCUUGAUUGUUGGAGAUGCCACCCUUCGAAAAGGCUUUUUAUUAAAGAGAUAUUUUUUGAGAGCGUGUUUUCUGUGCCCAGGCACCGUGCUGGGUACUGAGGAUCUAGCCGGACAGCCCUCAGCUUGUCUCUCUGCAUGGAAACUAUACCAAGAGAAUGGGAGAGACAGGCCACAAGAAAACAGACAAAUAAAGCAGUUACAAAUUCUAA
Myotis brandtii (Brandt's bat) is the source of this 2271-nucleotide messenger RNA. It is a transcript of the gene ALAD, whose product is annotated as aminolevulinate dehydratase. NCBI's taxonomy places the organism in Eukaryota, Metazoa, Chordata, Mammalia, Chiroptera, Vespertilionidae. The record is from RefSeq and is a predicted model, not a curated record. Bases 489 to 1478 code for a protein of 329 amino acids. Gene Ontology annotation, molecular function: zinc ion binding; porphobilinogen synthase activity. Gene Ontology annotation, cellular component: cytosol. Gene Ontology annotation, biological process: heme biosynthetic process. The transcript has 13 exons.